This is a messenger RNA of Mercenaria mercenaria, 3871 nucleotides long. Its product is annotated as von Willebrand factor D and EGF domain-containing protein-like. The record is from RefSeq and is a predicted model, not a curated record. The transcript is spliced from 25 exons. Lineage: Eukaryota; Metazoa; Mollusca; Bivalvia; Venerida; Veneridae. Bases 90 to 3464 code for a protein of 1124 amino acids.
UCUAGGGCUGCUUGGACACCACGGAAUCCAUUAACACAGAGGCUGAAACCUGUCCGAAAUACAGUCAUAAGUGAACAGAAGUUGAAAAUAUGGACAUCUAUUGGAUUUUUCUGGCGCUGCUGCCGAUAGCCAUCAGUACAGACCCAUGCACCCAAAAUAAAAUGAUCAACGAGAAGUUCAGGAGCUCCGAUUAUCAAAUCAAGGAAGAACACUACGAGCACAUGCUUUGUGACAGAACGAGAAUUUUUGGCUGGUACAGAUUUACUGUAGGUUCAGCUGGGUCGACACCCGCUAGUCUAGCAACAAAAUGUGUACAACAAUACCACUGCGGGACACAUGUUCCAUUAUGGAUGAAUGGAACGCAUCCUACAGCUGCGGAUGGAGUCGUUCCUAGACAGAUAUGUGGGACUAACGGCAAUAAUUGCUGUGCUUACAAAGAUACAAUCCGGGUCAAAAACUGUGGAACAUACUAUGUGUAUGAGCUGAAGCCUACAAGAGGAUGUUCCAUAGCGUACUGUGCAGGCACCGGCGUUCCGUGUGCUCCCGGCCAGUGGUCAGCAUCAGGCUACCAGCCAGGAUGUAAAGAUAUGUAUCCUAAAAUGUUAAACAGUCCGCAAUUGUCCAACCCAAUUGUAAAAACGAACACAUUUGAGUUCAAAUGCCACGUGGAUUUCGACGCCAGCCGUUCUGACGUAGGAUUUGACGUCAUGUGGGUCUUUGACAAUAAGACGGAUACAAGCAUUCCUGCUACUCACCUAACUGGCACACAACGUGAUGCUUUUCUUGAUCAGAAAUAUCUGGCUAAUCAUCUGGGAGAAUCCCUGAGUUGCAAAGUACGGUCUUACUUUAAAAACACACCAUUUAGAAAUGGUCCGUUCAUUCCAAGCAAUGGAUACUGGUGCGGAAUUAAGUUCGACAAGCCAAGUGUUACUGUGAGUACAAAAGAUCCACCACAGGAAAUUAAACUUAUAUCAACUAUCCCAAUCAUCUGCGAUAAACAAAACCAAGCAUCCUGUAAACUAGAACUAUAUCUGGACAGUAAUAACCAUAAUACAUUAACAACAACGUCCUGUACAAAAGUUUUGAGGCCAACUGAUUGGAACCCGGCUACAAACCAAGCUGUACUUCCGUUCCAGAUUCUUGCACAACGAGAUCCAAAGAAGAACCCUGAUAAAAUCCUUGCUAUGCAUUUUCAAAAUAUAUUUUCCGCAGAUGGUCCACCAAUAUUUAACGGAUACAACAUACCCUAUCUGACGGUUCAUACGAAAGACAAACCCACUUCGAAAUGCACUUGCUGGGGGGAUCCCCAUUGCCAAACAUUUGAUACGGCACUGAUCGAUAAAAACUCAUAUUAUGAUUAUUAUAAGGUCGGUGAAUUCACCAUGUUUGAGAGCACAGCAGCCAAUCGACUGUUUCAGGUUCAAGUUCGCACGUGGUCUUGCGGUCGCGUGUCAUGCAUGUGUGCAGUUGCUGCACGUGAGGGAAAUGAUAUAAUCAUAAUUGACAUGUGUCAUGGGCAUUAUGGAAAAUCGUUUCCACAGGUGAUAAUUCCUCACAGGGGUGCAUUAUCACAGGGAACAGUGAUUACUCAGAGUAAAUCUGGACUUAACUAUUUGAUUGAUUUCCCGUCCGGAGCUCAAGUCCAUGUUGAUAUAGGUAAAGGAAGGUAUUACAAUGUUUACAUAACUCCCCCGGAGGACGACUUUGCAGCAACUAGUGGUCUUUGUGGUACAUUUGAUGGCAAUCGCGACAACGAUCUCACUCACAAAGGAGGCCUUAUUCAGGAUAAAUUUCCUCUGACCAAACAUUCACAGUUUCAGCCUCACCCAUUCGUUGAAUCAUGGCGGAUUCCUAUAGGAUCAUCGAUGUUUGACCUGAAAGAAAACAUUCCGACUGACCCAAAAUGGAACAAUGACAUCUACUAUUGUAACUGCGACCAGAAAAAGGGCAUUGUAGACUGCACAUUUGAUAAUAUAAAAAAUCCCCCGGCUGUACACACCGUAUGCCCAGCAUGCACCAUACCGUUAAAUGGCGGAGGGAAAGGAAAUAAUGCGGCAGGCCGUAAAAGAAGAGCGGCGGGAAACCUAGGGGAUGAUAAUGCACCGAUACACUACUUCUUUGACUACGGCCUGUCAUACGCACCGACGCUGAGAGAUUUCCCCACAGAAAAUGGAAAAACGAAAGUGGAUGCAGAGAAAGCUUGUAACGAUGCUUUCAGCAAGCAUUCAACCAUACAACAGUGUAUCACACAUGUUGGUAUGGAUUUCACGUCUGUAAAAGAGACAUGCGUCGAGGAUUUCAAGUAUUUUGACGACGGAUCAUUCAUCAACAGCGCAUUAGGAGCAGCCGUAGCCUCAUGUGUCAAUGCCGUGUUGAGAAAUUCUUCAUUUUAUGACAAAGACGGCAAUCUUCCAGCAUUUAUAGCAACAGACCGCUGUCCGAACGAUUGUUCCGGAAACGGGGCGUGUGUGCACGGCGUUUGUCAUUGCACAAGUGGCUUCGUUGGCGACGGUUGUGAAAUCAACACCAGAACUCCGCCGGAAAUAUAUAAUAUUAUUAGCGACUUUGAAGGAUCCGUGUUAUGCGACGUCACAACCAGACCGUGCGAAACCGUGUUUGUCGCUGGAGACAACAUGUACAAUAAUUCAAGACUGUCGUGCAAAAUAGAGGAAUUCAGGUUUGAUGGGGCUGGUUUUGUGGCAACUGGAAGACAGUUUACGACAGGCGUUGUCUACAAUAAUAUGAACAACAUUGGAUGCAAACUCCCAGCUAAGCAGACAGUUGGAGGACACACAGUGAUCAGUUACAAUAUGUCUAUUACAAAUGAUGGUCAUCUUUAUAGUAACGAGGUGAAGGUCGUUAAGACAGAUUCAACGUGCCUCAGUUGCAGGGACUCUGGAGAGUCAUGCCACAUUCAGGGGAACACAUGUCUGAUUGACGGCAACUGCCGAAAGCCUGGCGACAUUAACCCAGCAAAUAGAAACAUGAAAUGUGAUCCCACUAAAAACAAGCAAGCAUGGACAUCUGAAGCGGGACAGGCAACCAUCACAUUACCCAUAGCACCGCUUGGUGGGGUGGAAUACAAGAGAUUUGAUAUAUGGACAAGUAACAAGACAGGCUGUCCAUGUGCACACCAGCCAGCCCUAAAGACCUGCGCAUGUUGUGAUGACGGUGGUUGCCAGUGCCCGUCUCCUAACCAACAGCAGUGUACACUUUGCGGGUCAUCAAAGAACUGUGGAACACCUCAAGCGGGCCCAGAUAUGGGAAUCGACGGAUACACAUUGGCUCUAGCAGACUGUCAAUGCGCCUUCGACAAAACUCAGUAUAACUGUGCAUGCUGUCAGUCCGACAUGAACAGCUGCCAGUGUGGUCCUGAACACAGGAACCAAUGCGUGGCAUGUGAUCAUAUGGGCCAUUGUGGGAACAAACCAUGGAUAUUCGGACCACCUAUUCCCAGUCACUAGAACGCUUAACUAACAUUGACAACGGAUAAAUGUUUGUAACCAAUAAAAUUCUUGACUGAAAUCAACAAAAUGAAUGUUUGUUUUAACAAUUUCUUGCAUAUGGUUUUGCAAAAAUAGGUACGUAACCGAUUGUCGAACGUUUUUUGAAUUCACCAUCUGCAUUUGGUACUUUCUGUUGGUCACCUUAAAUAUGCUUUGAUCAAAGCAUACAUAUUUAAGCCACUUACAUUUGAUUUCACUAAAGUCAUCAACUAUCCAAAAUUAGAAAAAUGUUUACCAUCUGAAUUGAGAGUUUUGAAGAAUUAAUGUCUGUCCUUUUAAUAUAUUUGAUUAGUAAAAUUUUAUGCAAAAUGGUUGAUAUCUAAAGUUAUAAGCAAAUAAAACCAGACUUUGACAAUCUGUGCAUU